Monomorium pharaonis (pharaoh ant) is the source of this 939-nucleotide messenger RNA. RefSeq lists its product as uncharacterized. Gene Ontology annotation, cellular component: cilium. Gene Ontology annotation, biological process: outer dynein arm assembly; cilium movement. The transcript has 4 exons. NCBI's taxonomy places the organism in Eukaryota, Metazoa, Arthropoda, Insecta, Hymenoptera, Formicidae. The record is from RefSeq and is a predicted model, not a curated record. Bases 109 to 912 code for a protein of 267 amino acids.
UCUCUCUCUCUCUCUUUUUCUUUCUUUUUUUUUCUUUUUCUCUCUCUCUCUCUUUAUCCGCCUUUACAGAAAAUCGAGAAUUUAGAAGUACGACUGGAGCAUAUCCGAAUGAUGCAAAUUAAUGCAAAUAUUGCACGCAUGAAAUACCGUUCAGUCUGCUCUGAAUUAAAAGAAAAAUCGGUCUUUUACGCUUUUUCCUUAAAAGAUUUGGAAGACAGUAUAAAGCAACAGGAAAAUGAGAUCAAGCGGUUAAAGGGAGUGAAGAAGGAAGCGAUAGAAUUGAAAGACAGCACUCAAGAGACUCUGGUGAAAGAGGAAAUUGAAGAGACAAAUUCCAGCAAAAAACGCGACUCCAUCAUCAAGGAGUACAGGCAACGCGUGUCGGAACGAAAGAUGGAAUUGGAGCGGUUGGAGCGUAUGAUAUUCCAUACUCGUCCGCGAGACGAUUUCGAAACACGUGGGAAAAGUGUACAGGUACAAGAGGACAUGAUCAAGGACGAACUGACGCGAUUGGAGCAGGCGUUCGCCAAGCUACGGAGCGCCACCGGAGUGUCCAGGUCCGAGGAAGUUCUGAACCGGUUUCUGGGUCAGCAGGCGACCAAAGAGAGUCUACAGAAAAUGCGAACUGCAACGGAGCAGGAAAAGAUAAUGUUGGAAAAGAAGAGACAGGAGCUCAAUGUUGAAAUAGAGACAAGGAAAUUUUCGGAAACAAAAAACGCCGAACAAAACGCGGAAAUAAUGGCAAAACUCAACUCGCAAAUCGAUGAACAGCGAUUUCGCAGAGAAAGAGCCGAGCGUGCAAGUCAACGGAUCCGCGAUCUCUUAAACGAAGUAACUGACGUACUGUAUAAACUGUGUGAAAAGUUCCAGGUGAGAGUUAUUAAUUAUAAACUCAUGGACGACAGAUUCUAAACGGUUUGACAGCUCAAGACAGAUCCU